Tilletiopsis washingtonensis is the source of this 656-nucleotide messenger RNA. RefSeq lists its product as hypothetical. The record is from RefSeq and is a predicted model, not a curated record. The transcript has a single exon. NCBI's taxonomy places the organism in Eukaryota, Fungi, Basidiomycota, Exobasidiomycetes, Entylomatales. The coding region runs from base 230 to 412 and encodes 60 amino acids.
GGCCGUUGAGCGCACCGUGAUCCCUUGCGGCACGGUCCGGGAACUUGGUGUACCUGACUGAAGGCGUGCGUCCUUGUAUUCCGCAGCGCAACAUGACCGCAACGUGGGCGCCUUCAAAGGCGGCCAGCAGCAAACGCCACCGCCAGGUGCGUCACGCUUCUUGCCCCCCGGCCCCAUCGCCCUGCUUUGGAGCCUUCUGGAGGAUCUGCGUGGCUUGCGCCUGCGCCGCAUGCUGCGGCACGCUCUGCACCAGGGGACCUGGCGGGCAGCAGCCGCCCUCGGCGUUCUAUGCCUGCUUUGUUGCACGCUGACAGAUUGUAGUGCGCUGCUGGCGCAGGUCGAUGCACGCCUGCACCUCUGCCGCGGCGGCGUCGUUGUGCUUGGCAAGAGAGCGUUCGAGCAGAGGCCUUGAGGCAGUGCAGCUUGGCGCCGGGCUUGCGCUUCGUGAUGCUCUUCUCGGCGUGCGCAAUCUGCGCGUUGAUGCUUACAGACGCCGCCGCUAUAGCCAACACGACGGCGCUGCCCGCGGCCCGGCUUGAUGGCUGCGCCCUUCUGGUGGCUCGUCGUCGUGCGCGCCGAGCCAGAGACGGCUCGGUGUGGCGCCGUCUGCGCAGCGCCGGAAAGAGCAAGCGCUACCUUGACGUGUUCGAGACGCC